Messenger RNA from Kuraishia capsulata CBS 1993, 1128 nucleotides. RefSeq lists its product as uncharacterized. Gene Ontology annotation, cellular component: cytosol. Gene Ontology annotation, biological process: purine nucleoside catabolic process. The transcript has a single exon. Gene Ontology annotation, molecular function: purine nucleosidase activity. The record is from RefSeq and is a predicted model, not a curated record. NCBI's taxonomy places the organism in Eukaryota, Fungi, Ascomycota, Pichiomycetes, Pichiales, Pichiaceae. Bases 1 to 1128 code for a protein of 375 amino acids.
AUGGCUAGGUUCACUUCACUUUUGGCAGCUCUGGCCACUUUGGCUACUUCUGUGACUUCGAAAAAGGUGUUUAUCGAGAAUGACGGCUUGGCUGCUUUGCAGCUCUUGAUUCCUCUUUACGCAGGCUACGAUGUGGUUGGUCUCUCUAUGAGUUUCGGCAGUGCCUCGAGCGUCGAUGCCCUCGGAGUUGCUUACGAUAUCCUUUCCGAGUACAACUUGACUUCGUGUAUUCCUCUAUACUUGGGAGCGGAGCAACCACUGCUCCAAACCAAUGACACCUUCCAGCUUCACAAUACCCUCUUUGGAGCCCCAGUUUGGGAAGGUGCUUAUGCAUCCACUUAUGAAGACUCUUAUUCUUGGGAGGAUCUCGAGUAUGAUGAUGCUACCCCUGGAGCCAUUGCUAUGAUCGAGGCCGUGAAGAAGUACAAAGAUACCGAUCCCGUAACCAUUUACGCGGCAGGUAUGAUGACCACUGUUGCCCAAGCAUUGAGUAUCUAUCCUCAGCUAGCCGAAGAAGCAGCCGGUUUGUAUGUCAUGGGUGGUUACAUUGACAAUCAGUACGCACAAGCCACCGGUUCUUCAAUUGAGGUGGACAUCAACACAGAUAUCAAUUUGAUCCAAGAUCCAGAAGCAGCUCAAAUUACUUUGACUGCUCCUUGGAAGAAGCUUGUCAUUGGUGGUAAUGUCACAAACUAUCUGGUUCCUUCCCAGCCACUUUACGACCGUCUUAUCCACAAAGCUGGUGGCUUGGACAAGAUAGACGGCAGCGAAUAUUUCGCAGCUAUCCAAGACAUUGUAUACUCGGGCAAUUACUCCCAGAACAACGAGCAGCAAACUCUUCCCUUUUGGGAUGAAGUUGUUUCUUCCUUCAUGGUCUACCCAGACAUCAUCACUGAUUCCAUAGAUGUUCAGUGCGCUGUGGACACCUCAUUUUAUUCGCCAUUUUAUGGUAAUCUGAGAAUCUGGGGAGAAGAGUUCGCUCCAACAUCUGGUGUUAGAACAGGAAAUGCGACUCUGAUCAAUUCUAUCAAAGACGAUGAUUUCUAUGAUUUGAUGGUCGAUGUUUUGUUCACUAACUGGACCGACUACUGUGCAACCGGUUCGUUCGCUUCAUUGGAAGGUUAUUGA